Arabis nemorensis is the source of this 321-nucleotide messenger RNA. The record is from the annotation of a GenBank genome assembly. Lineage: Eukaryota; Viridiplantae; Streptophyta; Magnoliopsida; Brassicales; Brassicaceae.
AUGGCUACAACGAUCACUAAGAUUCCCACUGAUCAUUUCGAUUUUGUUGUUGAUGAUGUCAUCUCCGGUGGUGGUGACGGAAUUGAGAAGAGCGAUUCUAAACCGGAAAUCGAAUCGGAGCUCAAAACCAAAUCCGACGAACUGGAGAUUGAUCAAAUGAAGAAGCUUGUGGAUAUGUUUAAGAAACUCAUCCUGAAGCUAAAGAAUUUUUCCCUUCUUACAAGAAGAAUAACAAUCAAUCUCUCGACGAUUUCAUGGUCGUUAAAAAACCAUCUGGUGCAGAAGAUGACAACAAGAAAGAUGCCAUUAACCGGAUGGUAA